GAAAGCCCCCACUUCUCUCAUACAGACACGCACGCACAGACACAAACACGUACGCACGUGCGCGCACUAGCUUCUGGUGAAAAUGGGGCUUUAGCACUCAUCUUACGUCAUCUGGUCAGCAUAUUGCCUCUAAUCAGAAGGCUGAAGGUUGGCUUGAAACAUUAAUUGGUGUAGGACAUUGUUAACAUCUCAAUCGGCCCGUCCUUAGGGGAUGGUGAUCGUGUUGUCAUGGUUUCAGUCAUGAUGUUGCCAGGUUUGAUACAGCAUCUUUCUUUCCGUGUGUCUGCAUCCGCAGUAAAAGCGCACUUGGGGAUGGAGAAAGCUACAGCCUGAAGGAGCGCAAUUUCUGCACACGGGGAGAAAUUACACCAGCUGGGCUUCAGUGUUCCUCUCUUCGCGCACUGGGUUUUUAAAGGGACGUACCGUUUAUCAUGUCUGCGAAGGAAAGACUCAAAUACAAGAUGACCAAAGACAGCGUUACCUUGCUGCCCUGCUUUUAUUUCGUGGAGCUCCCGAUUCUGGUGUCCUCUGUGGUCAGCUUAUACUUCUUGGAGUUGACAGAUAUUUUUAAACCAGUGCGUUCGGGCUAUAGUUGCAAUGACCGGAGUCUCAGCAUGCCUUACAUUGAGCCCACAAAGGAGGUCAUCCCCUUCCUCACACUCUUCAGCUUGGCUUUCGCUGGUCCCGCGGUGACGAUUAUGAUUGGGGAAGGGAUCCUGUACUGCUGCUUGGCCAGAAGAAACAUUGCCAUCAAAACAGAGGCUAACAUAAAUGCUGCUGGCUGCAAUUUCAACUCUUACAUCCGAAGAGCUGUGAGGUUUGUGGGGGUCCAUGUGUUUGGCCUGUGUAUCACAGCGCUCAUCACAGAUAUUAUCCAGCUGGCCACGGGAAACCAUGCCCCCUACUUCCUCACUGUGUGCAAGCCCAACUACACUAGCCUCAACACUUCCUGUGAUGAGAACUCUUUCAUUGUGGAUGACAUCUGCUCUGGGCCUGAUCCAGCGGCAAUCAAUGCUGGCAGGAAGUCCUUCCCAUCUCAGCACGCCACUCUGGCAGCUUUUGCGGCUGUGUAUAUCUCCAUGUACUUUAACGCCACUCUGACUGACUCAUCCAAGCUGCUGAAGCCACUUCUGGUGUUUUCCUUUAUCAUAUGUGGCAUUAUCUGUGGCCUGACUCGCAUCAUUCAGUUCAAGAACCAUGCCGUGGAUGUCUACAGUGGCUUUCUCAUUGGAGGGGGCAUAGCCGUCUACCUGGGUCUGUAUGCAGUCGGAAACUUUAAACCUAGUGAAGACACAUCUCUGAAGACACAUGUACAUCCUCCUCUCCGACAACCACAACCACAGCCACCGCAACCUCAACCACUGCCCCAGCCAGUGGUGCCUCCACCUGCCAUGCGGGAGCCUCUGAGACCUUUACCAAACCUGAACACCGAUCUACCACGCUUUCUUCCACCUAAGAGCCUGAGUAUGCGUGAGCGUCCCACCUCAGCUCGCUCUGAGAGUAUCCUCCUACGUGGCCCGUCCCACAGAGAGAACAUGUCCAGUUUGAAAAGGGCAAGCACAGAGGUAGAGUACAUAACGCCUCCCAGUCCCCUCUGCAAGGAGAGUUUUGUGACAUUCAGUAACACCUUGCCCCGGGUGCACUCAACUGGAAUUGAAGAACCAGUGCCUCGUCGCCAUGCUGCUAUCCAUGCCUCCAUGGACUCCACACGUUCCAAGCAGCUGCUGUCACAAUGGAAGACCAAGAAUGAGAACCGCAAGCUGUCUCUUCAGGUGAUGGAGGCUGAGGCUGGACAACUGUCUCCCCAGCGAAACAUGGAGCUCCGCUGCAGCUCUGAACCCUCAGCCAUGGGCUUAGAUGGUGAGCUCCGUGGUGGACCUCCUGGACAGUAUAUGAAGCUAGCUGCAAGUGCUGUGCCAUUAGCCAAUCAUAAUAGCUCUGGUGGCCUAACUGGUGGUGCUAGGGUAUCAAUCCAGUCACGACCAGGAUCGUCCCAACUUGUACACAUCCCUGAGGAGACCCAAGAGAACGCGAGCUCCUCACCUCAGGAGGAUUGUGGGGAGGUGAAUGAGGAUGGGGGAGGGGGCGAAACUGCACGGUCAAAAUGGCUGAAGGUGGCCGAGAAGAGUACUGCCUGUCGGACUAACAGCCAGCCACGUAUCAUGCAGGUCAUCGCAAUGUCCAAGCAGCAGGGCAUGUUGCACGGUAGUCCUAAAAGUGAAGGCAGCAACGUGAGUUGUACAGGAUCCAUCCGUUACAAAGCCCUCAUGGAUCAGGAACCCAACAUUGUUCGAGUGGAGGCCCACCCUGAGAACAAGCCUGUGGUUAGACCACCAUCUACAGAUGGCAGUGGGUCCUGGAGGUGGAAACCGCAGGAGCGGGGCAGCAUCCGGCAAUCCCUCGAACUCAACGACUUAAACCGGGACUCCGAAAGCUGUGAGUCAUUGAAAGAUGGCUACGGUUCCAUAGAUGGCAACCGGAGCCUACCUGACAUGAGCAACCCCCAUCAUCCCCAUUUCCACCAUCACCACCACCAACAGAGUAUCACCACCAUCCGAGUCACACCGGUAGAAGCCAGCAGUGAAGCCACCUCGGAAACUCUCUCCACCACCUCCAGUAGAGACUCCACACUACGCAGGAAAGGCAACAUCAUACUGCUGCCGGACAGAGGACCUAGUCCCGAUAAUGCCAGAAACCUGCCUCACUUUUUCAAACCCUCUCCUACACCUCCACCCAUUUUGACUUUCAAGGAAUGAAAGAAACCUCUUUCCAUACCAAUCCUAAGAGUUGCCUUGCUCUCUGAACUGAAGAUUGGAUGCUUUGCUAGGGGACAGAGUAGAGCCGGUCAUUCUGGAUACAUCUACCGUACAUUCCCUGACCGUUAGACACAACUGCAUUCUCCAGAACAUGUAAGGCAACAUCGUCAAUCAUUCUGUAGGACUCGAUACUAUAACAUAAGCACAAAAUAUGAAAUUUGGGGCUGUUUGGUAAAGGUGAUUGUUUGAUUUGCCUAUUUCAUUUGGAUUAGCUUUGAAUCCAUUGUCUUAUCAGAACUGUCUGUUCUCAGUGUGAGUGCUUUUGUACAUUUAUAUAUAUUUUCUCAAUAUAAAUAUUUGUACGUAUUCUGGACAAUUCGGAGCACAUUUUUCAUGCUUAAGGAUAAUAAUUGUUUUUACUAUGUUGCUAUGAAAUAUUUUAGCCACGCUUUCAAUCAGAUUCUUUAGACAAAUAGGAGAAUGUUAUUGUGAUGUUUACAGAGGGAUUUAGCAACAGUGUAUUAACCAAAUGGAUUUUGGUUUUGUUUAAGGGGCUUGUUUAACCAUAUACACUGUAUGUUUUGGUGACCACGAAUGAGCUAUUUUUAUUCAAACAGCUGAAAGCACUCUUUGCUGGCAUAGAGACAAUGAAUUUAUAGAGACUCAGCCUUUGGCAUUGUAAUGCUGAGAACAAUACAUUCUUCAGACAUUAAUGUCAUAUUGCCUUUGUAUAAUAUAGAACUUUUAUUUGGUUUCAUAGGCUAAUGAGUACUUUUUCACUAACAUAUAUUGAUUUGUAAGCCCCCAUAUUUUGUAGUGUGCAUUGAGCAGAUUUAUAAUUGUGUUUUAUGGUCCAUUGCUGUAUGUUUACGGUGAUGUAUCGUGCAUUAUUUUCUUGGUUGUCCCCCCAUUUUGCCUGGCAGAAUGGGGUUAUAUAGCUACUGAGGUGCAUCGUCCGCUUCAUUUUUAAGAUUGUGGGCAUAAACAAAUGACUCAUACAUCACUGCACAUUGCAAAGAAGCAUACACAAUAUGAGAGCAAUAUGAGGCCCCCCAAGGUACUAGUGGGAAUUCAUUGCUUUUUUUUUUUAAACAUCUAAAAAAAAAAAAAAAAAAAAAUACUAAUAAUCAUUAUUCAUAGAGUGCCUCAAAAAGUAUUAUAUGCCUAUUAGCUAGUGAUAACUUAGCUCCUUCUUGCAGUAACUAGACAAAAAUGUUGCUGCUGUAAUGAUUUCGGUGCAGAAUUGACAGAUGUUCACUGACUUUGCUUUAAAUAACCAUUGCCUGUGCCAUCAAAUGGCACUGAAAAACGGGCACAGUAACUUCAUUGAUGACAAGUGCUGCAUAAACUAAGUUUAAAUAAAAAUGCACAUAAUAGACAAUGUAAGGAUUCGUCCUGUGUGGCGUGUAUAUUUCUAAACAGUUCUAAACUGUGUAUUUCUAUUUCUAGCUCAUUGUUUACAUCCUUGAUAGGACCAUAUUGUAAUAUAUACAUAAAUAUUGCUAAAUAGGAAUGUAUGUUGAGCAAGGUGACAGAUACAUGUAGUCAAUUCAUGUACAGUGUCAUUUAUAUGAUGUUGGUUAUUAUUAUUAUUU
This is a messenger RNA of Carassius auratus (goldfish), 4351 nucleotides long. RefSeq names its product phospholipid phosphatase-related protein type 4-like. The transcript is spliced from 7 exons. The record is from RefSeq and is a predicted model, not a curated record. Bases 432 to 2756 code for a protein of 774 amino acids. Gene Ontology annotation, cellular component: plasma membrane. NCBI's taxonomy places the organism in Eukaryota, Metazoa, Chordata, Actinopteri, Cypriniformes, Cyprinidae. Gene Ontology annotation, molecular function: phosphatidate phosphatase activity. Gene Ontology annotation, biological process: axonogenesis; phospholipid metabolic process; phospholipid dephosphorylation.